Molecule: messenger RNA, 1175 nt
Organism: [Candida] anglica
Lineage: Eukaryota; Fungi; Ascomycota; Pichiomycetes; Serinales; Debaryomycetaceae
Source: the annotation of a GenBank genome assembly
UUAAUUGUGUAGUUCUGGGAUAAUUGCUAGAAAUGCUGUAUACAUAUAGGUUUUCGUGGCCCGUAGGAGGGGAUGUGAAAUCUGUUCGUGUGACUGGAAACUUUGAUAACUGGUCAAAAAGUGUUGAAUUGAAAGAGAAAGGUGCUGAAUUCCAAGGAUGGGUCACUGUUCCCAAUCGGGAAAAACUCGUGUUCAAAUUUGUAAUUAAUGAAGAUAAUUGGGUAAUUAGUCAUGAUUACAACAUUGAAUUUGAUGAUAGUGGGAUUGAAAAUAACUACUUAGAUCCUGAUAAUUUGACAGAAGUUGUACAUGAAGAUACUCAAGUGGCCCCUAGUCCAGCUUCUGAUCCCUUAUCUAAAGAUAAAGUUGCGUCAGUUACACAAAACCCGGAUGUUGCAACCAUUACUAAAGCUCCAGAAAUUGCAAGUGAACCUUCACCACCAGCAUUAACUGCAGUGAAGGUUCCUUCACGUACAAUUGCUGCAUUGGGUAAUAUUGUCCCUUCACCUGAAACUCCACCUCCCACUACCACCGAUAGUCCCACCAAAAGUGGUCCCAAGAUACCUGAACCAUCUUCUCGUGGCUUUGAUGAUGUUGCGCCAAUUACCAAGAGUGAGCCAUUGAUUACCGCACCCCCAACUAAGCCAGAGGCUUCUGAGUCUAGUGCACCACCAGUUACCACAGCACCACCAGUUUCGGUAUCUGUGCCACCUUCAACCACAGUACCCCCUGUGACUAGUGCCCCAAAGAAGUUGGAUACUUCAACUGCUUCACCUGAACCUUUGGAAUCAACUACCCUGCCACUAACUCAAAUUCUCACCACUACAUCUUCAUUUGCUGGUGUUUCACUUCCUUCUCAAGAUUCCACUUUUGAGCAUCUUGAUGACACCGGCGAAGAAGACCAGUUAGAUGACGAAGAGGAAGAUGAAGAAGAUAUUAAUCAGUUCAAUACUCCCACCAAUUCUCUCUUUAAUUCUGGGGUAUUAACAACUCCAACUAAAACGGAUUCGUCCAGUACUAACCCAACAUCUGCCCGCAAGAAAAAAGGUGAUGUCGUUGAAAUACUACAGGCACCAGGUGCAUAUCCGUCUUCUAGUUUUAGUAAUUCAAGUUCGAAUGAUAAGGAUAAGAAAGAUGGGUUAGUAUCCAGGUUUAAAAGCUUGUUCAGAUAUUGA